Messenger RNA from Triplophysa dalaica, 1569 nucleotides. RefSeq lists its product as uncharacterized. Lineage: Eukaryota; Metazoa; Chordata; Actinopteri; Cypriniformes; Nemacheilidae. Bases 25 to 1569 code for a protein of 514 amino acids. The record is from RefSeq and is a predicted model, not a curated record. The transcript is spliced from 15 exons. Gene Ontology annotation, molecular function: protein binding.
UCAGGCGACGUCGUUGAUGACUUUAUGAUCGAACACCUGCGAAUAUCUUCAUUUCAGACGAAAAACAUCUUUACGAGUAAAGUCAUUGUAUUGGCACCAGCAGUCAUCAUGCUGGCCAUAUCGAAAAAUAAAAGACGCAAGACACCACUUCAGGAUGCUAAGCAUCACAUUUCUUCCAAAACAGACAAGCCUGGGCUUCAGGAGAAAUUUAUUAAUCAAUAUAAAGGACGUGGCGUUUUCACCACUGAAGCUUUUUUCAGAGGUGAUUUUGUCCUUGAAUAUAGAAGUGAACUUCUAAGUUCAAAGGAUAGUCUUGCUCGAUCUGAACAGUGCAGUGAAGUUGAGAACACAUUCUUGUUUGAUUUUCAGUGGCGUGGCAAACAUUGGUGCAUGGAUGCAUCUAAGGAAGAUGGAUCUUUGGGAAGACUCGUCAAUGACGAGCACAAAUAUCCUAACUGUACUAUAAAAACAGUCGAAGUGAACCAGCAACCCCAUCUGUGUCUUUUUGCUGUCCGAGACAUCGAACCAGGAGAAGAAAUUAAUUACAGCUAUGGAGACUCAGAUUGGCCUUGGCGAGCCAAGGCCAGAGAAUCCAGUGUCAGCGGUUUGGGUCCACAGAAAGAGGAAUUGGGUGAUAAGACCUUAGGCACUGCGGACGAUUGCAGUUUUCAUCCCUCUACAUCAGAGAAUCAAUGUGUUAAUCCUUCAUCAGACAAAGAGAAAGAAUUGGGUGAUAAGACCUUAGGCACUGCGGACGAUUGCAGUUUUCAUCCCUCUACAUCAGAGAAUCAAUGUGUUAAUCCUUCAUCAGACAAAGAGAAAGAAUUGGGUGAUAAGACCUUAGGCACUGCGGACGAUUGCAGUUUUCAUCCCUCUACAUCAGAGAAUCAAUGUGUUAAUCCUUCAUCAGACAAAGAGAAAGAAUUGGGUGAUAAGACCUUAGGCACUGCGGACGAUUGCAGUUUUCAUCCCUCUACAUCAGAGAAUCAAUGUGUUAAUCCUUCAUCAGACAAAGAGAAAGAAUUGGGUGAUAAGACCUUAGGCACUGCGGACGAUUGCAGUUUUCAUCCCUCUACAUCAGAGAAUCAAUGUGUUAAUCCUUCAUCAGACAAAGAGAAAGAAUUGGGUGGUAAGACCUUAGGCACUGCGGACGAUUGCAGUUUUCAUCCCUCUACAUCAGAGAAUCAAAGUGUUAAUCCUUCAUCAGACAAAGAGAAAUGCCCCCAUGAAGUUCACUGUUCGGUUAUCUCCUGUUUGGAUUCUUGUGAAGACUGCAGUGGACCUGUGUCAAGUCGAAGAUGGCUUGGGUUAACGUGCACAUUAUGUUCAAGAUCAUGGCACAAAACCUGCUUCCUGAAAAAAGGUGAAAUGCUCAAUGACGAAUUGUCCUGUUCUGAAGAUAUCAGCUCUGAUGAAGAAUAUACUCCUCUAUCCUCUGAUGACUUCAUUCCAGAUUCUAGACAAAAUAGUGAUAGUGCAGAAAGUCCACCAUAUUUUAAUAGUACACCAGCUGUUGUCAAGUCUUCCAAGAUUGCAAAGAAUGUGCCAAAACCCACUUACUUAUUGUGA